AUCCCACAUAAUGUUAUUUUGAUUGAUUUAUAAAAAAUGUAACAGAAUCAAAUAUUAUGUAUAUAUUAAUAUAAUUUAAGCGUAAAUAAUACAUAUUCUUUUUACAUAUUUAUUGUUUAGUUAAAUUAAAAAAAAUGAGUGAAAAUCAAACGGAUAAUUGCUGUGGGUGUUUGUGCAGUUCAGAUGAAAGAUCUAUAACAAAACUGUCUAUUGAAAACGGAUUUCUGCAUAACGUAUUACAGGUUGAUUCCAUAUUAUUAUGCUAUCUAUGCAAGAUACAAGCAAAAAAAGCAGAUCUAUUUGUGCAAAAUAUACAAAGCAAUCAAAUUUUACUCGAGAACUACCACAGUAUUAAUAAUUUAUCUGAAGACUUAAGGAAGUAUGUAAGACCUAUAGUUAAUUUAAGCUACGUAACACUAAAUGCUAUUGAAUUAAACGAGGACAGUGGCUCUGCAGAAGAAACUUUUGUUAUACUAAACAGUAGAAAUGGUGACACUAAAAUCAAAAUGGAAAUGAAGGAGGAAGAAACAGACACUUGUGAUGAGGAUUUUAUUCCACCUGAUGAAGAAUGCCAAGAUCGAGAUUGCAAAGAGGAAACAUUUCCACUCAACGAACUCCUGAAAGCGGAAUUAGAAGUUGAAGAGAUUGAUCUUUUGAGCUUAAAGAAAUCUCUAGUAGCUAACAAAUUGAAAAAAAGAAAAAAAGUAAAUAAAAGUCACACUAAGGCACAAUUGAUCCAAAAAAUAUAUUUAACCAAGAAGCAGUGUGUAGCAGAAAGGGAAAGAAUGGCACAGGAUGUAAAAUAUCUGGACAGUCCAUACAAAUGUGUUGAUUGUUUUAAGGGAUUUGACUAUAAGCCAAGUUUCUACAAACAUAUGGAAAGACAUAAUGAGGAUAUAGGGAAUUAUGUGUGUGACGUGUGCAAACAGCGCACGAACUCAGAGAAAAAACUGGCUAAUCAUAAGAAAUAUCAUACUGUUCGCUACAAAUGUACUGAAUGCGAUUUGACCCGGGUCAGUUAUGCGGCUGUAAAAUAUCACUACAACGUGUUCCAUUCUCUUGGAUACUACCAAUAUAACUGUACCCACUGUUCGAAGAUUUUCAAGAGUGAAAUAACCUUAAGGAAACACAUAUGGUAUGCCCACAAGACCCGGGAACGUGUUAUAUGUGAUCAUUGUCAUCAGAGCUACGUCAACAAAGAGGUCUUGAAGGCGCAUAUGAUGAGACGGCACAUACAGCAGGUGUCGGUGGCGGGGAGGUGCGAGCGCUUCGUGUGCCAGGACUGCGGGGAGGCCUUCAGGACGCCCUCGCAGCUGAAGACGCACGGCAUCAAGCACUGGCAGUGCAAGAACUACUACUGCGUCGAGUGCGACAAAAGUUUCAAAUCGCCUUAUUCGUUGAAGACUCAUUUACGAACGUCCUCAUCGCAUGUCAAAUACAAAGAGUUACCAUUAAAAUGUCUACAUUGCGAGAAACGUUUUGCGGUCAAACGAGAUUUGGAGCAGCACACGAACCGGAUACACCUGAACAUCAGGCCGUUCAAGUGCGACCGCUGCGACAAGGCGUACGUGAGCUCUUCCUCGCUUAAGGAGCACAUCCGGAUGACGCACGAGGGGUACAAGCGACCCCUCAAGUACCCCUGUCCGACUUGUCACAAAGUAUUCGAUCGUAAUCAGAUACUGAAGACUCACAUUCGCACGCACACCGGCGAGCGCCCCUACCGCUGCGGCAAGUGCCCGGCGCAGUUCAGCCAGGCCGGCGUGCUCGCCACGCACAACAAGCUCGUGCACCUCAAGCUCACCAGGGACGGGAGACCGAAGCCCGCGCCACCCAAAUAAACUAUGCGGAAGCAA
Molecule: messenger RNA, 1853 nt
Organism: Bombyx mandarina (wild silkworm)
Lineage: Eukaryota; Metazoa; Arthropoda; Insecta; Lepidoptera; Bombycidae
Product: zinc finger Y-chromosomal protein 1
Source: RefSeq, a predicted model, not a curated record